AUGGAUGUAGGAGAACUCUUGUCUUAUAAACCUCCAUCAACGACAAAACGUAAUCAUGAAGACGAAGAUGAAGAUGAAGAUGAGUGGGAAAAUAGCAAAAAGAAAAAAAUAAAUAAAACUCCUUAUCAUCCACGACAAAGUUAUACUCGUGAGGUUGAACUGACUCCCGUGAGAAGUCAACCUGAACCUCCUACACCGACGCGUAAUCCAUCACGAGCAGGAGAAUCAAGUGUUAAUGAGAUGGUAGAGCCUGAAUUAACCGAGCAACAAAAAGCUGAAAUUUUAAAACUUGUUGAGACUGAAACCCCAGAAUUUGAAGCGCUUGAUGAAACCAAUCUCAAACGGAUGGUUCUGCUAUUUGAAAAGCGAGCAUUUAGAAAUCAGGAAAUGCGCGUUAAAUUUCCCGAUCAACCGGAAAAAUUCAUGGAAUCGGAAGUUGAAUUACAUGAGACACUUCAAGAACUUCAUAUAGUCUCAACUAACCCAGAUUUGUAUCCAAUGAUGGUCGAACUGAGAGCAAUUCCUUCAUUACUCGAAUUACUGUCUCAUGAAAAUACCGACAUUGCUGUGGGGGUAGUUGAUCUGUUGCAAGAUUUAACGGACGCUGAUGUUUUACAGGAGAGCCAAGAAGGAGCUGAUGCAUUAAUUGAUGCUCUUCUAGACCAACAAGUCUCUGCUUUGCUGGUACAAAACCUCGAUAGACUUGAUGAAACUGUUAAAGAAGAGGGUGACGGCGUGUUCAAUACUUUAGCUAUUUUUGAAAAUCUCUUGGAAUUCAGGCCAGAAUUGUGUGUCGAUGCUGGCAAACAAGGACUGUUGCAAUGGUUGCUUCGCCGUCUUAAAGCCAAACUACCAUUUGAUGUUAAUAAAUUAUAUGCCAGUGAAAUAUUGUCGAUACUGUUGCAAAAUAGCUCUGAAAAUAAAUUAUUAUUAGGUGAUCUCGAUGGAAUCGAUGUUUUGCUACAACAAUUGGCUUACUACAAGCGCCAUGAUCCACAAACAGCUGAAGAACAAGAAAUGAUGGAAAAUUUGUUCAAUGUUUUAUGCUCCAGUUUGAUGGAAACUGUUAAUAGAGACAGAUUUCUACGGGGUGAGGGCUUACAGCUUAUGAAUUUGAUGUUAAGAGAAAAAAAAUUGUCCCGUAAUGGAUCAUUAAAAGUUCUCGAUCACGCUAUGAAUGGUCCAGAUGGUAAAGAUAAUUGUUCUAAAUUCGUUGAUAUUCUUGGCCUCCGUACAAUAUUUCCUCUCUUUAUGAAAACGCCUUCAAAAAAUCGUAAAAAAAUUUUUACUGCCGAGGAACACGAAGAACAUGUUGUUUCUAUAAUUGCAAGUAUGUUAAAAAAUUGUAAAGGUCCACAACGUCAAAGAUUGCUCAGUAAAUUUACAGAAAAUGAUUAUGAAAAAGUUGAUCGUUUGAUGGAACUACAUUUUAAAUAUCUGGAAAAAGUUGAAGAAGUUGAAAGUAACGCUAAGGAAGAUGACGAUGAAGAAGAAUCUUAUUUGAAAAGAUUAGAAAAUGGAUUAUACACAUUACAAUUAGUUGAUUAUAUAUUAUUAGAAGCUUGUGCUGGUUGUCCUCCAGCAGUCAAACAACGUGUCACCCGAAUAUUAUCCCAACGUCGUGCAUCACUUAAAACAAUCAGGCAUAUCAUGAGAGAGUACGCAGGAAAUCUCGGUGAAGCAGGAGAUGCAGAGUGGAGAGAAACAGAACAACAACAUAUUCUACAAUUAAUCGAUAAAUUUUAA
Cotesia congregata is the source of this 1746-nucleotide messenger RNA. The record is from the annotation of a GenBank genome assembly. Lineage: Eukaryota; Metazoa; Arthropoda; Insecta; Hymenoptera; Braconidae.